Molecule: messenger RNA, 3486 nt
Organism: Cynara cardunculus var. scolymus (artichoke)
Lineage: Eukaryota; Viridiplantae; Streptophyta; Magnoliopsida; Asterales; Asteraceae
Exons: 3
Coding region: 1-3486 (1161 amino acids)
Molecular function (GO): catalytic activity
Source: RefSeq, a predicted model, not a curated record
AUGGACUCGUGGACGGCUAAUAUGUGCAAAUAUGCGGCCGGUAAAUCGGCUUUUGCUCGUGUCCUUCUUGAGGUGCCUGUUAGGGAAAACUGGAUUGAUGAGGUGAUGGUUCGUAUCCCGGACCCGGAUACUCUUGUUAUGACUUUGUUUGCUCUUCGUGUUGAAUAUAAAUGGAAACCCCCUAUGUGCACUAAUUGUCAUAUUUUUGGUCAUUCUAUAUCUUCUUGUUUGAAUGCUAUUUCAAAAAAUGAUACUAAUGUGACUACUUCAAAUGAGCAAUCCACCUCUGGCAAGAAAAUUAUGAUAGAUAGCGAAGGGUUUCAGUCACGUGUUCCCAAGCAAAGCCAAAAGCCUAAAGCUUCGAUACCCACUAUGAGGAAGGAAUACAAGAAGAAAGAGACCCGCCCCAGUGCCUCUAAAGGGAAGCAAGUUGAUGAUCUCAAACUUGGUUUGGAAGUAUCUAUGCAUAGGAAAACUCGUAAAUCUCGUAUGCCCAACAAUCGGUUUAAGUUUUCCAUUCCUCUUCCUAGAGGCACUCGUAUCAUUGUUGCAUGGAACCCCGUCCAUGUUGACAUGAUGCUUCUAAAUGCCACCGAUCAGGUGAUGCAUUUUCAGGUUAAGAUCCAUGACUCCUCUAAGACUCUUUUCCUUUCUGUUGUUUAUGCGGAUAAUUACCAUAUCGCCCGUCGCCAGUUAUGGGCCUCUCUUAAGGGCCAUAAGCAUGUCGUUAAGGACACCCCAUGGUUUAUCAUGGGUGAUUUCAAUGUUGCCCUUGACCCUAAGGACAGCUCUUCUGGCAUCUCGGGCCCUAAUCGUGGUAUGGAUGAUUUUCGUCAAUGUGUCCGACACCUUGAGGUGGAGGAUGUCAAUUUCAAGGGUCUGUUUUUCACUUGGACUAAAAACCCCAAGGGUACGGGAGGUCUUCUUAAAAAGAUUGACCGUGUCUUGGGCAAUUCUCAUUCCCUUGCCCUUUUCCCUUCUGCUUCUGUUGUCUUUCUCCCCUACCGUUCUUCGGAUCAUAGCCCGGCGAUUCUUACGCUUCCAUCUCGGUCUCCUCGUAAACCCAAACCAUUCAAAUUCCCCAAUUUCCUUACUCAUAAAGAGGCUUUCUAUUCUGUCGUGGCCUCGAGCUGGAGCCCUGACCUAUCUGGCUAUGAGAUGUAUAAGGUAUUCCUAAACCUUAAAAAUCUCAAAGGCCCUAUCCGUAAGCUCCUCAAAGAUCAGGGUAACCUGUUCUCUAAUGUCACUAGAAUCCGUCUUGAGCUCGACAGGGUCCAGACUGCCCUUGAUAGGGACCCUGAAAACGUGGACCUCCGUGAGGAGCACUGUGGGUAUUUAUCUGCCUAUAAUAGUGCCUGCCUUGAUGAGGAAAGGUUCCUGAAGCAAAAAGCUAAAAUCCAUUGGCUCCGUGAGGGAGAUAAAAACUCUACGUUCUUCCAUAAAUCGGUUAAGAGCCGUAUCAGCCGGAAUAAUAUUGACACCAUCCAAAAUGCUGACGGUCUCUGGAUCUCAAAGGAGGAGGUUCCUGAUCUUUUUGUCUCCCACUUCCAGAAUUUUCUUGGGACUCCUCAUCCUUCUCUCCCCAUCCGUGAUCCCGCUUUCCUCUUCUCUAAUAAGCUUAAUGUUGAUCAGGCUGCUUCGAUGCUCGUGCCCAUUUCCGAUUCCGAGAUCAAGAAGGCCCUUUUCCAGAUUGGGGAUGACAAGGCGCCUGGUCCUGAUGGGUUCACCGCUAAAUUUUUCAAGGCUGUUUGGGAUAUCGUUGGCAAGGACCUGUGCUCUGCCGUUCGUGAGUUCUUCACGUCUGGUAAGCUCCUUAAGUCUAUAAACAGCACUAACCUUGCGCUCAUUCCUAAGUCUGCUGCCCCGUCUCGGGUCACCGACUUCCACCCCAUUGCUUGCUGUAAUGUCGUGUAUAAAAUCAUUAGCAAGAUUAUCGCGGAUCGGAUCAAAGACCAUCUUUCCUCUCUGGUUGAUGUCAACCAGUCUGCGUUCAUCCCGGGUCGGCUCAUCACGGACAACGUUCUUCUCAUUCAGGAGCUCAUGCGUGGCUAUCAUAAGCAUCGGGGCCCUCCCCGCUGUGCCUUCAAGGUUGACAUCCAAAAAGCUUAUGAUACUGUUGAUUGUGACUCUGUCCGUGUCGUAAAGGAUUCCAUUGACGAGUUCUCUGGUGUGUCUGGCCUUCUUCCCAAUCCGGCCAAGAGCGAGGCUUUCUAUUGCAAUAUAGGUCCGAUCACUAAGAGUGCUAUUCAGUCGAUCAUCCGGUUCCCGGAGGGCUCUCUUCCGGUUCGUUAYCUGGGUGUCCCCCUCAUCACGACUCGCCUCUUUCAUCAGGAUUGCAAGGGUCUUGUGGACAAAGUGAAGUCCAAACUCCWUGAUUGGAAAAACAAGUCCCUCUCUUUCGCCGGUAGACUUCAGCUCAUUCUCUCUGUCUUGUCCUCCAUGCAAAUUUACUGGGCUUCGAUCUUUAUGCUUCCUAUUUCCAUAUCUAAGGAGAUUGAGCAGCUUAUGCGGGGAUUCUUGUGGUGCCACGGUGAGCUCAAAAGAGGGAAAGCUAAGGUCUCUUGGAAGACCGUCUGCCUCCCGAAAACUCAGGGCGGUCUUGGAAUUAAGAGCCUGUCCACCUGGAACUGUGCCCUUAUGGCCUCUCAUACUUGGAGAAUCCUUACCUUCAAGGAUUCUUUAUGGGUUAAAUGGAUCCAUUCCUACAGGCUUAAAGAGCGAAACUUCUGGGAUGUCCCUAUCCGCAGUGAUGUUGGUUGGGGCUGGAGAAAGAUCCUUGGCAUGAGGGAAAAGAUUAAAGACUGUAUUGUCUCCCAGAUUGGUAAUGGCGCUUCCACGUCCGCCUGGUACGACAACUGGCACCCGGUGGGUCCCCUCUACCGGCAUUUAUCUUCCCGCAGUAUCAUUAAUUCUAAUCUCCCUCUUUCUGCUCCUGUGAAGGAUAUCGUCUCCCAGGGUUUUUGGAACUUCCCUCUCCUGAGGGACAGUCCCAACCCUUUAAUCCGCAAUUCUCCUGUUCCUGUUCUUUCCUCUAAUACCCCUGAUAAACUCCUCUGGAGAACCAGGGAUGGUCGGCUCACGCCGUUCUCUGUUCAUGAGGUCUGGCUCUCUCUCUGUCCUAAUGAGCCGGAUGUCCCCUGGCAUCACUUGGUCUGGUUUUCCCAGAAUAUUCCUAGACAUGCGUUUAUUCUGUGGGUUGCCCUCAAGCAGCGUCUCAAGACGCAUGACAAGCUUCGGUUYUGGGAGGGCCACUCCAACCUGUCUUGUGCUUUCUGUCAAAACGGGCCUGAUUCGCAUUCUCAUCUUUUCUUUGAAUGCCCGUUUCCUAAUCAGGUUUGGAAUGGCUUAAAAGCCAAGCUUAACCUUUCUGGUGUCCCAGAUAAUUGGGCUGAUAUUAUUGGUGUUUUCCAGCAUGCUACCAAAGGAAAGGCCGUCUGGUCUAUUAUUCGAAAAUUAGUGCUUGCUGGAACUGUCUACCACCUGUGA